UGACUCCACUGCCCUUGAUAAACAGACUGAUUCUAUAUGGAACUUUCAUUACCUCUCCCUUAAAAAUAAGUCCAUUCAUAAAACUGGGUGCAGUCUGUGGCAUUGCUUCUCCAUGUUGGCUUCAGAAGAACACGAUAGGUGGUUGUCAGGUCUUCAAAACACUCUAGUUAAUGAGGUUUAAGAAAAUGUGUUUUUUUGGGCCAGGCGGUGGUGGCACAAACCUUUAAUCCCAGACUCGGGAGGUAGAGGCAGGUGGAUCUCUGUGAGUUCGAGGCCAGCGUGGUCUCCAGAGUGAGUUCCAGGAUAGCCAGGGCUACACAGAGAAACCUGUCUCUGAAACAACCGCCGCCCCUGCCCCCAAAGACAACACUUUUUUAGUAAUAGAUCCCUUCAGACCCGAUUCUCACCUUUAUCCUGCUGUUACUACUCCCCUAGUCGCGUACUCCUUACUCCCUGCGUGCUAACCGGCCACCUUCCUGGGUCUUAGUUGCCCCCUGUGUUCAGGUCAUGUGAGUCUUGACCGACCUUUAACCUAGUACGUGGGAGUUGGGAGCGCUGGUUUGGGCACGUGAGCGCAGUGACCGUUGGGCACUGUUGUGCGGCCACGGUUGGGUGAGGACACAGCGGGGCUCCUUCCGGCCUAGGUUGGCCAUAGUUUGGGGCAGUAGGGGCGGCGGGAAAGGCCUAGCGGGAAACCAGCUAAGGAAGCGUGGGGGUUGAGGGAGGCGAGGCGGGUUUCAGGCUCUCGCUGCUGUCUGGGGCCCUCUGAGAAUGGCGGGCAGUCGUCCCCCCUGGAAGAAAAGGAAGGAGGAUGAGGUGUGAGCCUAGAUCAAACUGGAAAUCGGGGGUGAAUCUCGGCCUUUUGUUUAGCAUCAUUCUCGCGUUGUUCUGUGCAGUUCCGUUUAUUACAUAAUAAGAGGCACGGUCGCUUUCAGGAAAAUGUCUGAGAAACUCCGAAGAUGCAGGAAGGAGCUGACUGCAGCCAUAGACCGAGCCUUUGAAGGAGUCCGGCAUUCCCAGGAGUGCGCGGGCCCGCAGAGGCUGGACGCCCCGUCGCUAGCCUCUGUGCCGGUGCACAGGCUGCUCUGCAGAAACCCGCUGGCCGCCUGCCCGUCUGCUGCCCCCUGCGCUGGGACCUCAUGUGCUCCUGAGAUUGAGAGCCCUGUCUUUGCGCCACACCAUGUCCCAGUUAAUGCAAAGCCCCUUCCUUUAUACCCCAAAAGAAAACCUCUGACCAGCAAGGAAAAUGUGUUGAUGCACUCUUCCAUUUUGGCACGUGAAAGACAGUUUUGGAGAGCUGCAGGAGAUGGGGAAAACUGGAGAAAAGAAAGUUUAAGGAAGGAUAUGGAGAGAGACUUAAAAGUUGACUCAAAUAUGCUGCUCAGCAGUUCUAGCCAAGAGGUCACAAAGGAUCUGCUAGAUAUGAUUGACCAUACAAGUAUCCGAACUAUCGAAGAACUGGCUGGAAAACUAGAAUUUGAAAAUGAAUUAAACCGUGUGUGUGGACGUUGCCAAGAUUCACCCCUGAAGGAGGAGGCCUGGGCCCUGCUUGUGGACGAGAGCCCUCGGAAGGCUUUGGAUGCUGACCCUGGUAGCCUCAAGCAGGCUUUUGAUGAUCAGAAUAUUGUUGAGACUGUUCUGGACUUGGAGGAGGACUAUAACUUGAUGACCUCUUUUAAAUACCAAAUAGAGUAGGAGAGUUGAUUUGCAGCAGCCACAUGGUUAUCAGAAGCCAGUCUGUACAAGGGGUUGGCAGAGCCGGAAUUGCUGCAUCCUAUUUAAUUCCUGCUGAAUUCCUGGGCCUUAAUAGUCUGUGAUUCUGAAAUGUUUGGAGUUUUUGACUUGAUAAUUUUUAAAGUGUGUUUUUGAUUGGUAUUCAAUAUAUGCAAUACCCUUGGUAGGUUA
Molecule: messenger RNA, 1905 nt
Organism: Cricetulus griseus (Chinese hamster)
Lineage: Eukaryota; Metazoa; Chordata; Mammalia; Rodentia; Cricetidae
Source: RefSeq, a predicted model, not a curated record